Zeugodacus cucurbitae (melon fly) is the source of this 2350-nucleotide messenger RNA. RefSeq names its product bifunctional peptidase and arginyl-hydroxylase JMJD5 (gene JMJD5). The transcript has 3 exons. Bases 64 to 1266 code for a protein of 400 amino acids. NCBI's taxonomy places the organism in Eukaryota, Metazoa, Arthropoda, Insecta, Diptera, Tephritidae. Gene Ontology annotation, cellular component: nucleus. Gene Ontology annotation, molecular function: histone H3K36 demethylase activity. The record is from RefSeq and is a predicted model, not a curated record.
UAUAAAAUAAAUAAAAUUUUGGAGAGAAAACUUUGGAGAACGCUUAAACAAAAAUAAUAACAAAUGGCAGAUAAUUUAGAAAUAUAUAAAUAUUUACCAAAAUACAAAGAAAUUGAAAACAUAUUGGAAAAUGAGGCUGAAGCAAAUUACAUACUACGCUUGGCAACAGCGAACGUUGAAAAGGCUAACUCAAAGGUAUAUGAAUACAACGAAGAAGUGUACUACUUGGUCAGCAGUUUAGCGGACAAAUGCUGGGAACGCAUACACACUGGACACUUCAGUGCAGUGCCACUUGAGGUGCGCAAGAUUUAUGCCUUAUCCAAUUAUUUCAAAAUAUUUUAUUUGCUUUGCGAAGGUGUUGCUAAACAGCAGUUAAUACGCUGUUCCGAAGUGCUCGAUGAGGCUAUACUGAUUGGUUGUACACAAGAGUUAUAUGAAGGCAGUGAUGAGUUCCAAACACAAUUGACAAGUUAUAUUAACAAAGCGUUAGACAGUGCGCAGUCACAGCUGCCAAUUAUUGAGGAACUCAAGCGUCAACAAGUUAAAAGUGACAUACCAGUGCUGGAUUGCCCUUCAAUAGAGGAUUUUCGCGGAAAAUGCUUCACAAGCGAACAUCCCGCAUUGCUACUCAACACAAUAAAGCAUUGGCCAGCACUACAAAAGUGGCGUGAUCUUAAUUAUAUACACAAACUGGCGGGUAAUCGUACAGUACCCAUUGAGAUUGGCGCCAAUUACACCACCGAGGAAUGGUCGCAGCAGUUAGUGAAAAUACGCGACUUUCUACAACGCCAAUUCACAAGCUACGACAAUGAAAUCGAAUACUUAGCACAACAUGAGUUAUUCGAUCAAAUACCUGCGCUUAAAGCCGAUAUACGCAUACCGGACUAUUGCACUUUACGUGCGAGUGAUUGUGAAAACUCGACACACGUUUCUAUAAAAGCAUGGUUGGGUCCUAAGAAUACAAUAUCGCCGUUACAUUAUGAUCCCGAGCAUAAUUUAUUGUGUCAGGUGUUUGGUAGAAAGCACAUAAUAUUGGCUGCACCAGCGGACACGGCAAAUCUGUAUGCACAUGAUUCGGAAAUGCUUUGUAAUACCUCGCAAUUGGAUGCGGCGCAAUUGGACUUUGAAAGGUUUCCGUUGGCAGCAAAAGCAACAUUUUACAAUGUUACAUUGCAAGCGAGCGAUUGUCUUUAUAUACCACCAAAAUGGUGGCAUUAUGUGCGCGCUGAAAGCGAAAGCUUUUCGGUCAGUUUUUGGUGGUCAUGAAUUAAGUAUGUAUGCUUUAAGCAGAAAAUAAAAUAAUACCCGCAUGUAAAUCGCUUUAAGUAUCAUUAUACACUUAAUAAAUAUUUAUGACUGAAACCAAUAAAUAAUGGUGUCCAAUGUUCUAAGCACAAAACAACAAUUAUUGUUGACUUUAUCAAAGUACACAAAGAGUAUGAUUGCAUUUGAUAGCAAAUUUUAUUAUUUGCGUUUUCGUGUACUUUGCUUAUCAGUUGAAUUUAUAGUUAAACAUUUCAAUUUUACUAACCAAACUAUAUGGAAAGCACAAAUUGUUUAAUAAUGACGAAAUGUUUGUGAUAGUAAAUGCUAAAUGAAAUUCUAUUUUUAAUCAAACAAAUACAUAUAUGUAGGUAUUAAAAACUGGUUAAGCUGUCUAAAGCCGCUACCGAAAUAUUUAAUGUACACGCAUGCUUUAAAUGCGCACAACAAUUCGCUGAUGUGUACUAAUGGAUGAAUCAUCAUCACCAAUUCAACAGUUGUCUUGUGGGUAUGUUUGUGUAUAUUGACAUUUUUAUUUCGCAUAGUUAAUUAUACACUAGCACUAGCUGAGCAUGCCAUGACAUUCACAUAAAAAAUUUUGAAGUAGCAUAAAUGUCAGCAGACACAUGGCGAAGUAAGAUAAUUAAAUAAAUAAAUAAGAGUAUUUGCAUGUCAAUUCAAGCAUACAGCUAUUUAUUAAUAAUUCAAGUUUUCUGUAUAUAAAAAAAGAAAUAAUACGUUUAAAUAUGUGAGAAAAUAUUAACCAACACGCUAAAGAUAAAUUCUUAAGAGAACUACAAAGCAAUUAGAAGAAAGAUUUUGAUCUGUAUAAAUAUUAAUUAUUUGUUAUUUUUAACGUUCAUACAUAUAUUUAUAUAUACUACUACUAAUAUAAAUCGCUUUCCAUAACAUUUCAGAGAAUUUCUUUCAAUUUAAAUAAACACAUCACUUUUCAUUUUAAAAUUCUUCAAGUCUCUUUGAGAUGUAAACGACAGUCCAUAAACCGUUUCAGCUGCAGCUGCAUAUGUAACUCAGUAGCAAAAAUAUGUUUGAAGUGAUUAAAUCGUAUAUUUUUCCAUUGAGUACU